ACGGUUUAUGGUUUGAACGCGCGCGCGAGAGAGAGACCAGCGGCGGGACCGUGACGAGUCCCUCACCCAUCCCCCCACAUCCCCACCCCAAUGCUGGCCUCCCCGGCGGCGGCGGCGGGCGGCCGCAAACACCGGGUGUGCAUGGUGUCGGACUUCUUCUACCCGAACAUGGGCGGGGUGGAGAGCCACAUCUACCAGCUGUCGCAGUGCCUGAUCGAGCGGGGCCACAAGGUGAUCGUGCUGAGCCACGCGUACGGCGCCCGCCGCGGGGUCCGCUACCUCAGCCACGGCCUCAAGGUCUACUACCUGCCGCUGCGGGUCAUGUACAACCAGUCGACGGCCAGCACGCUCUUCCACAGCCUGCCGCUGGUGCGCUGGGUGCUGGUGCGCGAGCGCGUCGCGCUGGUGCACGCGCACAGCUCCUUCUCGGCGCUCGCGCACGACGCGCUCUUCCACGCGCGCGCGCUGGGCCUGCGCACCGUCUUCACGGACCACUCGCUGUUCGGCUUCGCUGACGUCAGCUCGGUGCUGACCAAUAAGCUGCUGACCGUGUCGCUGUGCGACGCCAACCACGUGGUGUGCGUCUCCUACACCAGCAAGGAGAACACCGUGCUGCGGGCCGCGCUCAGCCCCGACGCCGUCUCCGUCAUCCCGAACGCCGUCGACCCGACCGAGUUCACCCCGGAGCCCGGCCGACCGCAGCCCGGCGCCCUCACCGUGGUGGUGGUCAGCCGCCUGGUCUACAGGAAAGGAAUUGAUUUGCUUGCUGGCAUUAUUCCUGAAUUGUGCGUGAAGUAUCCCGAUUUGCAUUUUCUCAUUGGUGGUGAGGGACCUAAACGAAUUGUAUUGGAAGAAGUGCGGGAAAAAUACCAACUUCAUGAGAGGGUACGUCUUUUAGGUGCCCUUGAGCAUAAAGAUGUGAGAAAUGUUUUGGUGCAAGGUCACAUUUUCCUCAACACUUCUCUGACUGAGGCCUUUUGUAUGGCAAUAGUUGAGGGAGCAAGUUGUGGUCUCCAGGUUGUCAGUACCAGAGUUGGAGGAGUGCCAGAGGUUCUACCUGAAGACCUUAUCAUUUUGUGUGAGCCCACUGUUAAGUCUCUGUGCGAAGGAUUGGAAGCAGCCAUUAUUAAGUACUACCAAGGGGUCGUGCCACCAGCUGAAGCAAUCCACAACAGAGUGAAGAAUUUGUACACAUGGAGAAAUGUGGCUGAACGCACUGAAAAGGUUUAUGACCGUGUGGCCAAAGAAAGGAUACUGUCGAUGAACGAGCGACUGUACAGAUUGAUGACCCACUGUGGUCCUGUGGCUGGUUGCAUUUUUGCUUUAGUUGCUGUUUUGGACUUUCUUUUCUUGUUGCUUUUGAAAUAUAUAGUUCCGGAUGCUAUGAUUGACAUUGCUGUAGAUGCCACAGGUGUAAAUGGAGCUUGGAAGCAACAAGAGCGACAUUCAACUGUUGAGAAGAUUAGAAAAACUCCACCUUUCUCUGAAAGGAGUGACUGCAAUAUACAAACCUGAUGCUUUGAUUUAUAGCUGCUUUUGGACUCAUGAUUUAAAUCCUUUGGGAUUAUCAAGGUUUUCUGUUUUGAAUGACCGGGUGACUUCAUCUGAUCAUUUUGCUACCUUCUUGAGUAGCCACUAUGAACUUCAACUGCAUAAAAAAAGGGAUUAAUAUGCAUAAAAUCGUAAUUAUAACAGUUAAACAGGUAUGUUCAUGAUGUUGGAAUCAUAAUUUCUGCUUCCCCAACAGCUUAAACUUUGGUCAGUUGAGUUGCUUUUUCUUAAAGAUUCAAACUAGGUAAUAAAUCUAAUUAUAAAUGGUGGUGAACAAUCGAACAGAAUUAGAGAAGGAGGGCUACAUGAAAGGCUCAAUUUUCAGUGAUAAGAGUGGACAGUCAGUGGGCAAUUGAGGGGCAGAUAUUUGCUGGGGGAUAUAAAAAUAAUCAGUUAUUAGGGAAUUUGGACUACAUAUUAAUUGGGGUAAUCAUAGUGUAAAGGGUUUAGAGGGGAUAGAUUUCUUGAAAGGUAUACAGAAAAGUCUUUUGUAUCAGCAUGUAGAUGAUCCUGUAAGGGAUGGAGGAAUGCUGGAUUUAAUUUUGGGGGAUGAUGCUGCAUAGUGAUAGUGACCACAGCACCAUUUAUAAUGAGAUCUAUUAUCUUGUUUGAAUCUUUUCAUAAAUUUGUUAUGGAAAAUGUAAAAGGAUGGUCUGCAAAAAAGGGGCUUUGGUUUGGGGAGAGGGCAGAUUUUAUCAAAGUAAGGCAGGAUCUUACCAAAAUAGAUAGGGAGCUUGAGAUUAUAACUACAGUAGAACAGUGGGAGGCAUCCAACACGGUAUUGAGAGCAUAUAGGCAUGGUCCCUUCAGGGUAAAAUGUAGGAGCAGCAUAUCCAGAGAGCCCUGCAUGUUUCAGAAUAUUCAGGACUAAAGAAAAGGAAGUGAGGCAUAACAGGUACUGAGGGAGCAAACAAACAUGCCAUAGGGACAGAAGUAGGCCAUUCAGAUCCUGAAGUCUGCUGCACCAUUCAAUAAGUUCAUGGCUGAUCUGACAUUCCACAUGUCCACCAUGAGGGGAAGCAUUCUCUCAAUUUACGUCAAGUCCCUUAAGAAUUGUAUAUAUUUCAAUGUGAUCACUGCUCAUUCUUCUAAAUUCCAACGAGUAGAGCUCCAACCUGUUUAUCUUGCUCGUAAAAUAAUCCCUCCAUUCUGGUUUUCACCCUAAUGAACCUUAAUAUCUUUCCUUAAAUAAGGGGAGCAAAACUGCUGUCAGCACACCACACGUGGCCUCAUCUGCACCUUGUACAUUUGCAGUAAGACUUCCCUGCUCUUAUACUCUCAAUUCUUUUUGAAAUGGGAGCCAACAUUCCAUUAACCUUCCUAACUGUCUGCUAAAGCUAUGUGCUAGCUUUGUUUCUACAGAAGUACCCCAAGUCCCUCUUGUCUUGCAGCGUGUUGCUGUUUUUCUCAAUUUAAAUAAAUUUUGUUCUCUUCCACAAAUGAACAAUUUCAUAUUUUCCUACAUUGCUAAGUUUUGCUCACUUAAUCUUUAUCGUCUCCUUACAGACUGUGUCCCUUUCACAACUUGCCUUUCUACCUAUUUUUGUGUUGUCUGCAAAUUUUAAUGCAGUACAUUAGCUUCCUUCCCUCAAGUCAUUAAUAUGUAUUGGAAUCAUUAACUCAUAUUGCCCUGUAGGAGUUUAGAAAGUGCAGGGAGGGAUCUUAAAGCAGUUAGGAGAGCAAAAAUCACUGCGGGCAAGAUUAAGGAGAAUCCCAAGCUAUUCUACAAGUCUAUCAAGGGGAAGAGAAUAACCUGGGAAAGAGUAGAGCCUGUUAGGGACAAUGGACAAGUCUGCUUGGAGCACAAGAAUUUUGGUGAAGUAUUAAAUGAGUACUUUGUUUUUACUUAGCAGGUGGAGAAUGUAGGUACAGAAUUUAAUAUGACAAAAGUUUCUUGAGCAGUUUGAUAUAGGAAGUAAGGUGGUAUUGGAGGCUUUUGCGGGUUUAAAAGUGGACAGAUCCCCGGACAGGAAGAGUUGUAUCCCAGGCUGCUGUGGGAGAUGAGGGAGGGGAUGUCGAGCCCUGACCUAAACUGUUAAUUCCCCAGUGGCCACAGUGGAGGUACCAGACUACUGGAGGACACCUAAUGAGAUUCCUUUUCAAGAAGGGUGGUAGAGAGAGACAUAGUGCAGAUCAAUGAAAACAAUUCUGGUUGAAUUUUUCGUGGAGGUGAUUAAGGUUGUGGGUUGUGCUGUUGACGUAGUUCAUAUGGAUUUCAGUAAGGCCUAGAACAUGUGGGAGACAGCGAAAAUCAAAAACUUGUGGGUUCCAGGCUAAUGUGACAAAUACAGUAUUUAAUACAUAAAGGGGCAUGGGGGGCAGGCUGGAUAGAAAGCAGCUGUUCUUCUUUCUUAAAAAAAAUUAAUAACAUUUAGAGGGGGUUUAAGAAAAAGUAUUUUCAUCCAGAAGGUGGUAAGAGUCUGGAAUGCGCUGCCUGGCAGGGUAGUUGAGACAGGUAACCUCAAACUUUUAAAAAGUACUUUGAACAUUUUGAGGUAUAACACUCAAAGCUAGGAGUCUCUUCAGUACUAUAUGAUUCUGUAAAUCCAAUCCAGUCCAUUAUGCUCAGAUAUCAGUAAAUUUGAUCUAGUGUCCUCAAUCACCUUAUUGUACAGCUCUAAUUCAAAGAAUCCUUAGUGUGGAAACAGGCCAUUUGGCCCAGCAAGUCCACACUGACCCUCUGAAAUGUAUCCAGACCCAUUCCCCUACCCUAUUAUUUUACAUUUCCCCUGACUUAAUAUGUCUAACCUACACAUCCCUGAAAACUAUGGACAAUUUAUCAAGGCCAGUUCUCCUGACCUGCACAUCUUUGGACUGUGGAAGGAAACCGGAGCACCUGAAGGAAACCCACGCAGAUGCAGGCAGAAUGUGCAAACUUCACAGUCACCUAAGGCUGAAAUCAAACAGAGGUCCCUAACACUGUGAAGCAGCAGUGCUAACCAUUGAGUCACCGUGCCACCCUUAAUUUAUCUCUAACCUGCUUGCUGUGCUCAGUUUUUCCAGAUCUCAACAUUAUUGGCUCACGUAGUGGGCAAAAGAACUAACUAGAGUUGAGGUGAGAGAGAUAUUGCCCUUGACGUCAAGGUAGUUUCUCAGUGUAUCACCUCAAGAAGCUCCAGUGAAACUGAUGAUGAGAAUAGUGGGGGAGGUGGAGGUGACGUUUUCCCACUGGUUGGAAUCAUACCUAGCACAAUUGAAGGUAAUUGUGUUUGUGAGAAGUCAAUCAUCUCGGUCCUGGGACAUGACUGCAGGAGUUCAUCAAGGUAAUGUCUGAAGUCUAAUCCUGUUCAGCUGUUUUAGCAAAUGACCUGUUCUGUCAUUGGAGAACAUGAGGACUCCGGAUGCUAGAGAGUCAGAGUUCGUGGUUUGUGGUGCUGGGAAAAGCACAGCAGGUCAGGCAGCACCCGAGAAGCAAGACAUUUGAUGUUUCGGGCAUAACCCUUCUUCAGGUUUGUCAUAAGACCAAAUUCUGGAUGUUUAUGCCGUGUUCCAUUUGCAAUUGCAACUUUUAAACAAAAAGUUUAGUUCUUUCACCAGAUGUCGGGUGCUGGCAGGUGGGACUAGAUUGGGUUGGGAUAUCUGGUCGGCAUGGACGGGUUGGAUCGAAGGGUUUGUUUCCAUGCUGUACAUCUCUGUGACUGUGAGUGUUGUUGGCUCGACCAAUAUUUAUUGCCCGUUUCAAUUGCUUUUAGGAAGGUGGUGGUGAACUACCUUGAACUGUUGUAGUCCGUUGGGCAGAGGAACACCAUUAUGCUAUUAGGAAACGAAUUCCAGGACAUUGACUCAACAGCAGUAAAGAAAAGAUGGUAUUUCCAAGUUACAAUGGUGUGUGGAGUGGAGGGGUUGUCAUAUGGGUGGUUGUGUUCCAAUUGAUUGGUUACCUUUGUCCUUCUACGUGAUAGAAAAUGCUGUCAGAGAGUUGGCAUAUCUUUCAGAUGGUGGACAUUGCACAAUGCAUAGCAACAGCAAUCAAGUGGCCUGCUUUGUCCUUGAUGGUGUCAAGCUUCUUGAGUGAUUUUGGAGCUGCAGUUUUCCAGGCAAAUAGCAUAACCCAUCACAGUCCUGACUUUGCCUGGUUGAUGGUGGUCAGGCUUUGACGUACCAGAAGCAAUAUGAAACAAAAGUCCACACCUGCACAAGACCUUUAAGGCUUAAGGCUUAAAUCUGCCCUCUCCCCAAACCAAAGCCCCUUUUUUGCAGACCAUCCUUUUACAUUUUCCAUAACAAAUUUAAGAAAAGAUUCAAACAAGAUAAUAGAUUUCAUUUAUAAAUGGUGCUGUGGUCACUAUCACUAAAAAGCUUUAAGGCUUUGGUUGAUAAAUGCUAAGUAACAUGAUGACAAUGGCCAUCCUUUCUUCAGUGUUGCUGGGUCAAAGUAAUGGAACUCUCUUAUUGGAAUUAUGCAUCUGUCUAAACCAGGUAGACUGCAGUUGUUCACAAAGGUAGUUCACUGCUACUUUCUCAGUGGCAAGUAGGAUGGGCAAUAAAUGGUGGCCUAGCCAGUGAUUCCCAGAACCCUUUUUUUUGUAGAUUGAAUUGAAAUGUUGCCAUGAUGACUUAAAGUAUCAAAAGUUACCUCCUUCUAUCUGACAAAUGGUGUUACCUGGGUAAGAUCUUUCCUUUGUGUUUAUUAAAUGUUUUGUUUACCCCAUCAUGCCAGGAGCAGUAGCAACAUGGAUGUAAAAUUGGCAGACCAGCAGGAAACUGGGUAAUCAUCAAUGGAAAUGUUUCAGGCAGGGAAUAUGAGUGAGUUUCCUAGGUGUCAGUGUUGAGACCCUUGAUUUUCCUUAUACAUAUUACUGAUCUGGGCUUUAUUGGGCACAGUUUCAGUGUCUGAGCUGGCAACCCAGAAGAAUUGCAAACUCUGAUAGUGUCAAACUACAAAAGGACAUGGAGGUUAUGGAGUUAGCAAAGGUACUUCACUGUGCAGAAGUGAUAUAUUUUGGCAAGUAGGAUGUUGGCUGAAAAUGUGUUGCUGGUUAACGCGCAGCAGGU
Messenger RNA from Hemiscyllium ocellatum (epaulette shark), 6546 nucleotides. It is a transcript of the gene piga, whose product is annotated as phosphatidylinositol glycan anchor biosynthesis, class A. Gene Ontology annotation, molecular function: phosphatidylinositol N-acetylglucosaminyltransferase activity. The coding region runs from base 91 to 1515 and encodes 474 amino acids. Gene Ontology annotation, biological process: GPI anchor biosynthetic process. Gene Ontology annotation, cellular component: glycosylphosphatidylinositol-N-acetylglucosaminyltransferase (GPI-GnT) complex. The transcript has 5 exons. The record is from RefSeq and is a predicted model, not a curated record. Lineage: Eukaryota; Metazoa; Chordata; Chondrichthyes; Orectolobiformes; Hemiscylliidae.